AUGUGUUACAAAAAGAUUCUCCCUCUUGUUAUUCCUCCGGAGAGCAUCCACGUGAAUAUGCCGGCAGCAGAAGUGACGGUGGUGACGACGGAGGUGGGAGCCAUCGAAGGUCACCGUGACGGUGGCGGUGGAAAGAAGAAGUGUGUGUGUUCACCGUCAAAGCAUCCAGGAUCGUUCAAGUGUAGGUAUCAUCAUCAUGAAUAUCAGUGGCUUCCUUCUUCCUCUUCUUCCUCUACUUCCUCUUCCAUCCACAAAUAA
Molecule: messenger RNA, 258 nt
Organism: Microthlaspi erraticum
Lineage: Eukaryota; Viridiplantae; Streptophyta; Magnoliopsida; Brassicales; Brassicaceae
Source: the annotation of a GenBank genome assembly